Molecule: messenger RNA, 1134 nt
Organism: Arachis duranensis
Lineage: Eukaryota; Viridiplantae; Streptophyta; Magnoliopsida; Fabales; Fabaceae
Exons: 5
Coding region: 82-873 (263 amino acids)
Cellular component (GO): chloroplast
Source: RefSeq, a predicted model, not a curated record
UAAGCCUUAAGUUAACCGAAAAAAUAGAAAACUCAAGGUAAAGUAGCUGAGCUAAAAAAGCAGAGGGGAGUAAACAAAACAAUGGCGGUGGCGGCAGCGGCAGCAACUACCCUUUCAGCUCUCUCUAUUUCCACCGUUAGCGCGGGAUUUUCAUUCCAUCCAAAACCCAUUCAUUCAAAAACCAACUCCUUAGCCACCCGAAGGGGCGCCGUUUUACUCUCCUUCCUUGCUCACACCUCCUUCCUCUCUUUAACUCCAGCCUCCGCCAUUGAAUUCGGCAUCUCAGGACCUAAGGAUUGGCUCAAAGACCAAAAGAAGAAGGCCUACAAGUUCCUAUUAGCCCCCGUCGACGCCUCGCGCGAAUCCCUUCGUUCUGCAUAUCUCUUGCUCAGUGCGUAUAGUUCUCUCUCUAACUACGUUCCUCCGCACAUUUCUUUUUAUGCAGAUUUUGUUCGGUUAUUUUUCUUUUCUUUUCUUUUCUUUUAUUGUUUUUCAGUGGAGCCCGAAGCUGUGUAUUCCGAAGAGGAUUUGCAGAAAUUUCAGGACCUCUUCAGAUCCGCCGCUAGGGAUUGCGUUCCGCAGGAGAGGAAUUCCUUUGUCAACUUCCAAGCCAACACCGGUGUAGAGGUGUGCACGUUUCGGUUGAUCGUGAAGAAUGCAGCCUCUUUGCUUGGAAAUAAGGAUCCUGUAAAGUUGAAAGCUGAAGACUUGCUAGAUAAUCUUAUAAGAUCUUUCACCUCUGUCACUGGGCUGGCAAGCAAAGCUAAUAUUCAACUCUCAUCAGAUAGAAGAAAGAUAGCUGACGCUGUAUCGGAAACCAUAUCUUCUCUUGACAAAUUUGAGCAGGGGAUCAGGGAUUGCCUUGAAAUCUAACUUUAAAAGGCAGCCUGAACUCCAUUUUGAAGCGGAAAGUGGAUUAUUCAGAAAUCAUGGAAGUAUGGCUGCUGCCUAUAUCUUUUGAAUCCAAAGUUUUGUUAUGUCUUUUCCUUGAUUUUUCUGUUUUGAUUAGGAGGAUUUCUUCUCCACCCUUCUCUCUGUAAUCUUUUGUUCAACUUAAUGAAUUUCUGAUUGUAUAAAAAUUGUUAUCUACUUUCUUCGAUUUCGAAAAAAAAAAAAAGCGAGUUGCUUUACUUA